AUGUCAAAGUACAGCAAGAACUCAGACCAAGAAGAACUCUUGGAUGAGGAGAUUGACGAAGAUGAGAUCUUGGCCAACUUGUCCCCCGAAGAACUUAAAGCACUGCACUCUGAAAUGGAAGUCAUGGCUCCUGAUCCAAGGCUGCCCGUGGGAAUGAUCCAGAAGGAUCAAACUGACAAGCCACCAACAGGAAACUUUGACCAUAAAUCUCUUGUUGAUUAUAUGUAUUGGCAAAAGGCAUCCAGACGCAUGCUGGAAGACGAACGCGUUCCUGUCACCUUUGUGCCUUCUGAGGAAAAUACACAAGAACAACAUGAAGAGACAGACAAAGGUAUUAAAAAUGUGUCCCAAUUUUUGAAAGAAAAGCUCAUCAAAGAAAUAGCUGCCAAUAAAAGAGAACCAAAGGGCAGCAACACUGUCCAAGAAACAGAUAGUAAUGAAGAAGAUGCAGAAGCUGAGGAUGAUGAAGACGACGGAGAAGAUGAAGGUGAAGAGAGUGACGAAAAAACAAAAAGAGCAAAGGAGCAAAUCAGAAAGAGUGAGAGCAGUUGCCAACAGAUAGCAAAUAAAGCAUUUGAAGAACAGAAAGACAGACCAGAGGUUCAAGAAAAAAGUGAGAAAAAAAUAUCAAAAUUAGACCCUAAGAAGUUAGCUCUGGAUACCAGUUUUUUGAAGGUAAGUGCAAGGCCUUCAGGAAACCAAACAGACCUGGAUAGAAGUUUGAGACGCGUUAGGCAAAAUGACCCUGACGUGAAGGAACUCAACCUAAACAACAUUGAAAACAUCCCCAGAGAAAUGUUGCUGGACUUUGUCAAUGCAAUGAAGAAAAACAAACACAUCAAAACCUUCAGUUUAGCGAAUGUGGGUGCAGAUGAGAGCGUAGCCUUCGCCUUGGCUAACAUGUUGCGUGAAAAUAGGAGUAUUACCACUCUCAACAUUGAGUCCAAUUUCAUCACAGGAAAAGGAAUCGUGGCCAUCAUGAGAUGCCUCCAGUUUAAUGAGACCCUAACAGAACUUCGGUUCCACAAUCAGAGGCACAUGUUGGGCCACCAUGCUGAAAUGGAAAUAUCCAGGCUUUUGAAGGCGAACAACACUCUCCUCAAGAUGGGCUAUCAUUUUGAGCUCCCGGGUCCCAGAAUGGUGGUAACCAAUCUGCUCACCAGAAAUCAGGAUAAACAAAGGCAGAAAAGACAAGAAGAACAAAAACAGCAACAACUCAAGGAGCAGAGAAAAUUAAUAGCCAUGUUGGAGAAUGGGUUGGGGCUACCACCUGGGAUGUGGGAGAUGUUGGGGGGACCAAUGCCAGAUCCCAGAAUGCAGGAGUUCUUCCAGCCUCCUCCUGGGCCUCCCAGCUCCAAAGCAGUCCCCUUUAGUCGACAAAAUGAAACGAAAAAGCCAUCACAGCCUCCGCCACACAAGACUGACCCUGACUCCUUCCAGGGGGUGAAGCUGAAGCGAAUCCAGCGCAAAUCUUGGAGGCCAGAUGCCAGAGAAUCACCCGAGAAAACCAACCUCAAAGAUGUGAUCAAAACACUCAAACCGGUUCCAAGAAAUAGGCCACCCCCACUGGUGGAGAUCACUCCCAGAGAUCAGCUCUUAAACGACAUUCGUCACAGCAACGUUGCCUAUCUUAAACCUGUAAGUAGAAAAAGGGAGAAACAGUGAAUGAGCACCAGAAUAAAUGUGUCCCAACUCUGUUCCUUGUUAAUUUUAACACGAGGAGACACUUAA
Messenger RNA from Loxodonta africana (African savanna elephant), 1731 nucleotides. It is a transcript of the gene LMOD3, whose product is annotated as leiomodin 3. Lineage: Eukaryota; Metazoa; Chordata; Mammalia; Proboscidea; Elephantidae. Gene Ontology annotation, cellular component: striated muscle thin filament; cytoskeleton; myofibril. The transcript is spliced from 2 exons. The record is from RefSeq and is a predicted model, not a curated record. Gene Ontology annotation, biological process: pointed-end actin filament capping; actin filament organization; myofibril assembly. The coding region runs from base 1 to 1665 and encodes 554 amino acids. Gene Ontology annotation, molecular function: tropomyosin binding.